UCAAAGAGCUUUCUCUUGGCUAGCAAGCGCCAACAGUUCCAUCCAUUCCAAGAAACGCAAGUACAGCGAAAAGGAAAACGGCGGGAUCAAACGAAAGAAGAGAAGAGUUUCAUGGUCGAACACCUGGAGAUCACAAACAGCAGCAUCAAGAAUAAUGGUUCUUCUCUUUCUUUUCGCUUUUUUGAUGAAUAUCACCUAUAGUUUAUCGCAUGUUCAGAUUAUCCCUGAGAAAUCUUCUCUCAUGGGAAAUGGGUCGUCGCAUGUCUCUGCUUUGUACGUAAUGGGAGACUCUUCUGUUGAUUGCGGAAAUAGCACUCCUUUGUACCCUUACAUUCACCGCAAUCUUUCUUUGCUUCCCUGCAAUAGCUCCGAUACAACGCUUCUUCCGUAUCUUCUUGCUGAGAAGAUUGGCGUGCCAAACAUCUCCCCAUUUUAUGGUCAGAAUGGAUCAAUUGAUGGGUUAAGACGUGGUCUCAAUUAUGGGUCAGCUCAUGCAUCAAUCAUGAAACCUGGUAGUCUGAGCCAUCAGUCUCUUAAUCAACAACUACGCCAGGUUUUUGAAACCUUUCAGUUGUUGCAGCUCCAGCUUAGUGAGGAAAUUGCCCAACAUUUUAUCAGAUCCUCCAUGUUUUACCUUUCAUUUGGCAGAGAUGACUAUGUUGACCUCUUCCUUAGAAAUUCUUCGGGCAUAAUGCUCAAGUACAGUGGCCCAGAAUAUGCUCAGAUUCUGGUCAAUCAAAUGGUUCUUGCUGUGAAGAGCCUCUAUGAUGCAAAUGUUAGGAAGAUUAUAUGCAUGGGGAUAUUGCCACUGGGAUGCACGCCACGUAUGGUAUGGGAAUGGCGUAAUGUAACUACAAUUGAUGAUGGAAGUGGUUGUGUGGAUGAGAUCAAUGAGCUGGUCUUGCAAUACAACACAAUACUGAAUGAGAAUAUUAUUGAGCUGAAAUCAGAGUUACCGGAUUCUCAGAUCAUCUUUUGUGAUGUAUACCAAGGAAUCAUGGAGAUCAUGACCAAUCCGCAGCACUAUGGAUUCGAAGUUUUAAAUAAUGCAUGCUGCGGGCUUGGCCUGCACGGGGCAAUUAUUGGUUGUCUUUCUGCAGAGAUGGCCUGCAAUCAGCCUUCAUCUUAUGUCUGGUGGGAUCUCUAUAAUCCUUCACAAGCAGUUAACUCCUUUCUUGCUGAUGCAAUAUGGUCCGGUCACCCUUUUUCAGGCAUUUGUCGUCCUACGUUGGUUCAGGAUCUGGUUUACUCAGUUCUACAUCUAACCUGAGCGGGUUCUCAAAAAACACAUGCUUGAUCAAAUUGUUUUCUUGCUUUUUUUUUUUUAUUGUUUAAUUUUUUGGUUGCAUACAUCUAAACAACACAACGCAUGCUUGAUCAGCCUCAGAUUUGAUUGAAAUGUAGAAUUCUUUGUUAGUAUAACACUUUGUGAUGAUAUCUCCUACUACCACUGUAAGUUGUUUCCAGCAACUCAAAUCUUUUCUAACACACAGUUCUUGUG
Manihot esculenta (cassava) is the source of this 1501-nucleotide messenger RNA. RefSeq names its product GDSL esterase/lipase At1g71250. The record is from RefSeq and is a predicted model, not a curated record. Gene Ontology annotation, molecular function: hydrolase activity, acting on ester bonds. The transcript has 3 exons. Lineage: Eukaryota; Viridiplantae; Streptophyta; Magnoliopsida; Malpighiales; Euphorbiaceae. The coding region runs from base 155 to 1270 and encodes 371 amino acids.